AUGGAUAUUUGUUUGGCAGAUUUACCAAAUGACCCUUGCGCAAAGAAAAUACAACCAGAUGUAGACAAGUGCCUAUUGGCCAAAGUGCCCGAUUAUGACCCUGAUAAUACAAAUCCAAAAUAUUACUGUUGUAUUACUUGGAUUGCUAAUGAUUGCUACGAAUCAGUUGGAAAAACAAAAUGCUCUAGCUCGGAGUUAAAAACUAUGGAUCAAUUGCUUAGUAACAUGAAGAAAGUUCGCACGAGUUGGCUGUUGUCCAUAAAGGACCUGACAGUUAGACCGACAGAUAUAUGGAUAUGUGGUUAUCACAAGUCAGGCAACACUAGGCAUCAGUUUAUAUUGCAAAUGACUAUUAAUAAUCCUGGGCUCAGGCACUCUCUGAUGUAUGGGUCGGUCCCGGACUCUGUCGACCACUCCGUCGGCCAUUAUUAG
Medioppia subpectinata is the source of this 432-nucleotide messenger RNA. NCBI's taxonomy places the organism in Eukaryota, Metazoa, Arthropoda, Arachnida, Sarcoptiformes, Oppiidae. The record is from the annotation of a GenBank genome assembly.